Archocentrus centrarchus (flier cichlid) is the source of this 2659-nucleotide messenger RNA. Its product is annotated as nuclear GTPase SLIP-GC-like. The record is from RefSeq and is a predicted model, not a curated record. Lineage: Eukaryota; Metazoa; Chordata; Actinopteri; Cichliformes; Cichlidae. Gene Ontology annotation, molecular function: GTPase activity. The transcript has 22 exons. The coding region runs from base 1 to 2433 and encodes 810 amino acids.
AUGGAUGAUUUUGUACAGAAGAAACUGAUUGAAUGGGAUCUGAAAAAGUGGAUUGAUAAAUUUGAAGAUGAAGAAAUUACAGAGGAAAGUUUCUAUGAACUUAACGAUGAACUCAUAGAUAAACUGAUUCCAAAAGUUGGACCUGGAUUAAAAUUCAAGAAGAGACUCAAGCAGCUAAAGGAAAAACAACACGCAAAUCGGGAAACAGUUCAUUGUUCUGCUCAACAGCAAGAAGAAGCACCUGAUUUAGAUCAGGUUUUGCCAUCCACGAGUGAUGAAGGAAAGCGAAAGUUUGAACAUCAGGACAAGUCGAGUAAACAGCAACCACCAGCUAAACGACAACGUAGCUGCAAACCAAGAUCAUCCUCAGAACCAAUCAUACUAUCUGAUGUACAAAACAUCAUGAGAUUUGUCCAUGGCAAACUACAUGACCAAGACAAGCUUAAUGUUUUCCUGAAGAAAAAAAUCAAUGAUUUGAAGACAGACAAGAGGGAGCUGGUUGGUGUUUUUGGUAAAACUGGGGCUGGAAAAAGUUCUCUGAUAAAUGCCAUCAUUGAAGAGAGGAAUCUUUUGCCCUCUGGAAGCGUCACUGCAUGCACCUCAGUCAUGAUCAAAGUGGAGGCUAACCUUCACAGCGAUAACUAUGAGGCAGACAUUGAGUUCAUCACAAAAGAGGAGUGGAAAGAUGAGUUGUGGCCAUGGCAGCAGAUUCUUGGAGAUAAUGAAAACCAUAAAAUGGAAGUUGAUGAUGAUUAUUGUGACAUUAUUGAUAAGCUGUCAGCACUCUAUGGGGAAGAAUGGAAACAAAAGUCCAUUGGAAAGCUCCUUGACAGCAAAUAUUUCAAAGAAAUUCCUGAAUUUCUCCAAUGCAGAAGGAAGAUUUUGUCAUGUGAAUCAGCUAAAGAGCUGUCUGCAAGAUGUGCCAAAUACACAAGAAGUGACUCCAAACAGGGAGAUGGUAAAAAUGUAAAGAGGUGGUACUGGCCACUAGUGAAGUGUGUGACUCUCAGGGUGCCAAACAACGAUUUCCUCCAACAUGUCACACUUGUGGACCUUCCUGGAAAUGGUGACCGCAACAAGAGUCGAGACAAAAUGUGGAAACAAAUUGUUGGAGAUUGUUCUACUGUGUGGAUUGUAACUGAAAUUAAUCGAGCAAUUGCAGAAAAAGAAGCCUGGGACAUCCUGGAAAGUGCCAGCAGCCUCAUUGGAAAUGGUGGCGAAUGUCGGCAAAUUCACUUCAUCUGCACUAAGUCAGAUCAGAUUGAAGAUUCAGAUGAUUAUUCAGCAGCUCAGCGCCGUAACCGUAUAACUGAAAGAAACAUGCAAGUCAAGGAAGAAGUGAGGAAAGAAUUCAGCAAACUAAAAAAAAUUAAGAAACACUUCACUGAUGACUGUUUCAAAGUGUUCACAGUGAGCUCCAAAGAGUUUCUAAAACAGAAACGUUUAAAUCCAGAUGAAACUGAAAUACCCAAACUUUGUGAAUUUUUGCAAGAUCUCAACGACUGUCACUCAGAAACCUUAAACUAUGUGUCUGGAGCUCUCGGGAUUCUGUCUUUGAUUCAAGGGGCCAACUGCAGAGGAGGUGUUGAAAAAGCAGAUGAUGUGUGUAAAGUGCUUGAGAAAAACAUGAACGAACAGCUUGAUGAAGUGGAAAGAGCAGUUGAAAAAGCUAUCAAGGCUUUUGACCAAUGUCUCAGAGAGGGGGUUGAAAAUUCCAUAACCUCUGAAGAAAAACUGAAGUUGUUUCUGGACCGUGACCGUAAACAGCCAGGUUUUUUCAAGACACUACAGUCUGUAGUUAAGAAAGAUGGCACCCACAAAACAACAAAAGGGGAACAAAUAGACCUCAACAUGAUGUUGGCUUCUUGCCUGACUGACAGCAUUGAUGAAAAAUUCAGGAAAACCUUCCCCAAUGAUGUUAAAGGCGGAUCAUUCAAUGGAGUCAUCAGUCAGUUUUCACUUGACACCAAAUCGCUGAUUCAGAAGUACAAAGUUGUCGAACUGCAACUGAUAUUUCUCCAGACCGAGGAGGAUAAAAUUAAGGCACAAGUCAACAAAACAAUCCUGACGCAGAAGAAAAUAAUCUACAACAGUCUAACAGAGACAGUUGAGAAAAACAUGAAAAAGGGCUAUGAAGAUGCAGCAGAAAUUAUAGGAGAGGGUGCACUGAAAAAAAUGAGGAAGACUAUUGAGACACAUGUAUAUUCAAAUAAGAAAAUGUAUGAGGAGGCAAAAGAGACCCUGUUGAUGAAGAUGAAUGACUUGAAGGCAACCAUCCUGAAAGAACUAAAGGAAACCAUGAAAUACUCCAUUAAACUCUCACUCAAGACUGACACUUGCCAACUCCCAGACGUUUCAAAGCAUCUUCAGAGUGUGAAGAAACAUUAUCAUGAACUUAAACGCAGUCAAGAUGAAGAAACAUCAGCACAAUAACUGGAUUUGCUCCACAUGCAGAAACAGCAGAGGCCUGAUGACCCACUCAACUUCCCUGAGGGAACACUGACUAAAGACAUGAGGUCUCCGGAUAUCAUCACAGACACUUUUAUCAAGUUGUUUUGCCUGCUCUCUUUUAAUGUAGUGUUACUUUUGUGUACUUUUAAUUAAUUUGAUACAAAGAGAUUUUUAAAUCCUCACAGCAAGAAGGUCUUGAGUUUUAAAC